Molecule: messenger RNA, 3345 nt
Organism: Callorhinchus milii (elephant shark)
Lineage: Eukaryota; Metazoa; Chordata; Chondrichthyes; Chimaeriformes; Callorhinchidae
Gene: clcc1
Product: chloride channel CLIC-like 1
Exons: 11
Coding region: 101-2062 (653 amino acids)
Cellular component (GO): membrane; endoplasmic reticulum
Molecular function (GO): chloride channel activity
Source: RefSeq, a predicted model, not a curated record
GAUGUGUCGGUGUCAGUAAUCGCCAGUGAGGGGGGAUGCGAUGCAGUGACUGGUCUGUGGGCAUCGCCUUUUGCAAGAGUGCAAUUACUUGAAUGAAACCAUGUUUGUGCAUUGGUUAAUCGUUGGGCUGUUAUUGACCACGAAUGGACUGGAAGAUCAAGAUGAUGAAUGGAUCGAUCCUCAUGAUAUGUUGCACUAUGAUGCUGCAACAGGCAGAAUGAUAAAACCACAGCCGACCAGAAGUGAGCAAGAUUCUGAUACAUCGACCAUAACCCCUGAAGACAGUGUGGAAAUAGAGGGGAGCGAUGUUCCUUGUGCAGAAUUUUCUUGUUGUAACAGACAACUUGAAAAAUUACAAAAUGAGAAACAGACGGUUGAAGAGUUCAAAAAGAAAUCCUCAGCUGACUCAAUGGAAACGAGUUGCAAUCCUGUUUUCAAGCGAUACCUGAAUAAAUUACUUUUGGAAGUUGGAAAAUUGAGAUUACCCGAUGAUUACAACAAUGAACUCCAUUACGAUGCAGACGUUUUCAUUACAAAGCAGGAUGUGGCUGAAAUUAAAAAGUUUCUGAGCAAUGAAAAUUGGAAAGCCGGUGCAAUGGAUGAUGCACUUAGUAAAAUUCUAAUUAACUUUAAGAAUCACGAUCCCGACAUUUGGAAAUGGCGGUUUGAAGACACAUUUGGGGUGGAUUCCAUGACAGUAUUUUUGUUAUCUGCCAGCUUUGCCUGUGUCGCUCUAAUUAUCACGACUGAAUUAUGGACUAUUAUCUCACCUCUUACACAGCUAGUUCGUUUCUUUGUCCUCUGCUUUUUCGUCAGUGUUGUCUGGAAUUGGGUCUACUUGUACAAGAUUGCUUUUGCUCAGCGACAUGCUGAUAUUGUCAAGCUCGAAGAUGAUAAAUCUCUAUGUACAGGGUUACAGAGGAUGGAUUGGAAGGGAAGCCUUUCUCAAUGGUUUUUGAGAAUAUGGACUAUACAUGAAGAUCCCUGUGAAAAAUACUAUGAAGUUCUGUUAGUGAACCCUAUUUUUGAAGUCCCUCCAACGAAGGCACUGGCACUUACUUUAACAUCAUUUUUCAUCGAGCCAUUCAAUCACAUUGGGGAACCAAUUAGCCGUUUUUUGCGAGACAUUCUUAAAGACCUACCAUGGAUGUUACAAAUUAUGGUGUGCCUGGUAUUAAUCGUGUCUAUUGCUGCAUUCUGCUAUUCCUCAGGCCAUGCAGUUGUUCAGUACGGUUUAAUGAGACAAUUUCCAGGCAUGGGUCAUCAAGGCCAGCCUCCUGCUCCAGUCAUGUACCACAAUGUACCAUACGGUGCUAAUUAUGCCUAUCAGCCAGGCGGAGGAUACGUGGAUUACCAAGCAGGUGGCGAUGCUGCGCAUAUGCCGAUGCUCAGAAGAGGUGGCAGCCAAGUCCAUGAUCCAGCCACAUUUCCACGUCUUAAUAUACCAAGGGAUCUAGAUCAGCAGUGGGUGGGACAUGCUUAUCAACACGAUAGAAACGUGACGUAUGAAAGAGUUGCGAUGCCCGAUAACGGAAAAAGCGGCGACCAAUUGCGCCGAAGGAAGGUAGCAGAUCGGUUUCCUCCGGAGGUUCUUGAAGAGCUUGGGCCGUCUCAGAGACGCACGGUAUACCGCGCACAGCCUCCAGCACGCGCUGCACAAUACUCCACAAAUGACUUUUUUGAUGGUAAUUGUGAAGAACCUGAAGCUGGUGAUUUGCAAACCAAACCUGAAGCUGGUGUGAAUAAUGACAAUGAGGCGGUAUCGGACCAGGGAAAACCAGAGCAGAAGAAUACGCAGGAGCAAACUGGACAGGGUCCUGAACGCUUCAAAACCAAUGAUGCACCCAAUGCUAAAAUUUCAUCCUCUCCCUCAGGGGGCAGAGCUGUAGAUACACAAGCUAGUAAUAAAGGGAACAUGAGUGGAAGAGAGCCUGAAAUUCAAGUAACAGCACUAGAAAAUAUUGGAAUGAAAGAAUCCAAAAAUGCAGAAUCUGGAACGAAUCUAGAACAUGAUGUGAAGACUUCCAUUCAAGAAACUGAGUCAGAAACGACUGCAACCUAGGGCAGUGUCAAUCAAUAUUUGUUGCCAAUUGCUCCCUUGGUAGUUUACUGUGGAUUUGGAACCUUCACCAGAGUUCACUUAUCCAAAGCUUCAAAUCUUAGCACGUUCUGUACAUUGUGAGUGUCCUUGUGUCCUUCUGAGCACCACCAUAAAGCUAUAUCAGCGGGUAAUUUGAGUUUAAUCAAAGAAUAUUGUGACUGUACAGUUCCAUUUCUCUUCAAAAUCCAAUUCCACGUUACAAUCGUUUUUAGAGGCAAAAAUAGCACUGUGCGCUUUUUUUUAUAGAAAACAUACAUUUUGAAAGUUCUUGCCGCCUUUAAUGAAGCAGAUGUUCUUCGUUAAAAUUGAAAAGGCAAGGAAAUUCUAUGUAAUUCUGAUCGCAAUAUGCUUCUUAAAUUAUUUUUUUUUCCCGGUCUGAUAUUGGUUAUAUUGAGAAUGGUAUCAUCGCUACCAUUUACAAUAUCUGCAAUUAAGCUCAAUUCUUGUCACGUGGUUAAUCAUGCUGUAAAAGAACAGAUGCCUGAUCUUUUACUUGAACGUGUUUAAAAGCGAUGUGAUGGGCAGAAUAAACCUAUCUUCCCACUCCACAUUGGUAUACUGCUAAGUGCUUUAAUUUUUUUAUAAUCAAUGAUUUUAUGCAUAUGAAUUAGAACUUCAUUCCACUGAGAUGUUGUAAAGCUUUGUUAGUAUUCUUUGGCAAUGCACAUCGUUCUCUUGGUGCCAUGAUGGUAUUAACUUUGAUUGCAUACCCUACUAAGAUGUGCUAACAAUGUUAACAGAUCUACAAUCUCGAAAAACACGCUUUGGAGGAAAAUUUGUGUUGUGAACCUUUCAGUUUGUUCAUGAAGAUAAACAUAUGUGAAUAAUUUCAUGCUGGUAUCAUUUUGCAAUUUUUCUGACAGAAGGCUUUAGUGGUGUUACAAAUCCACCAAACAUGAAUCUUUUCUGUGUGUGCAUUUGUGAGUGUGGUGGGAAUGAGAUGGAUGUUGGGUAAAUGUUUCAUUUGUUUAAUAAUAUUGGUGUAAUAAUUUUUUUAAGAUUGCAGCUGUUGUGAUUUUAUUACACAGAGCAUAAUCUGCAGCAAUGAUAUCUGCGUUUUCUUGAGCCACAGAAGACUGUCUGGUUUUGUGUUGUGUACAAUAAAGACAUUUUUCAAAAUAAAACAUUGCAAUAGAAAUAGUUUAGCUGGAGUCAGACGUUCAAAACCUACAUGUUUGUGGUAAAUGACAGUAUACUAUUGUACAGUACAUUAAUAAAUGCAGAACAUUUAAUUUUAUACCCAA